AUGACUCCAUUUGGACAGACCACAUGCACAGGAUACAGACUGGCGGCGAGGAGGCUUGGGGCGCGUCGGGACAGAGGCGGCCUUCUGUCCAGAGAGUCAAUUUCAACUGACAGACGACACAAGAGAACAACUGUUGUUGGUGGCAGUAAAGAAAGCGUCGACAAUCCUCGUCGGAGGACGAUUUGCCCGUCUGGCGGCCCGUCGACGAGAGGAAGGAGUGGACGGAUGACGGAGGUGCGUCCUGUUCGGUUCUCUUUCGCCGGUCGAAAGCAAGCGUUCAGGUCGACCGUGAGCAGACGCCUGCUGGAGCGGGAGACAAACCGAAUCCGGCCUCAGAGCAGAGAACGUAUCACCUUGAUCAGUCGUCAUCUCUGCAAUUCUGCCAUAGAAGCGGGUGUCGAGCAGCUGAAUCCAAUGAACAUGCUGGUCGAGUUGCAAAUCGAGGCCCAGGACGAGGCCUCGGUGAGGAGCAGAGUGGGCCUCCAGCCACCCGGAAAGCCGGAGAGUGCGUUCGAGGUCACUUUCGUCGGGCACAGCUCGGGCACUCAUUACGCGGUGGAUAUGCAAGCCAAGCUGGGCAAGUCACCUUCUCUGGAGUCGGAGCAGCAACUAAAGGAGCCCAGUUUGCCCGCAGAAAAGCAGGUUAAUGCACCUUUAAUUAAGGACGAAGAAGUAGUUCAUCCCCCAGCAAGGAAGGUAAUCCUCUUAGAUGAGCCGAUGCCAGUCAAAACCGACAGAAAGGUACGAAAAGGCUCGACCUUUAUAGGAGAAGACACGUUUUCUCGCCCAAAGCUGAAGAGUGCAAGUCAAGCCCUGUACGAUAUGCAUAGGAAGGAAAUGAUCGUGGACAACGCCGAGAUAUGUAAACUCUUUAUGCAAGAAAAUGAUACUUGCCAGGCUUAUCUGAGGCCGAAUCACGAUCACCCCCUGGUUACUCGAAUGAGAGAGAGUAUAAUAUCAUUUUAUGAUCUUCUAAUUGGAAAUUACCGCGAUCUGCUGGAGGGAGAAUGUGAAAAAGCCAAGUGCUUUUUAGAUGAGGUAAAAAUACUGGCAUUACACGUCGAGGAUUUGCAAACUGAAGAAAUCUACAAAAAUAAGAAGAGAUUGGACGAUCUCAUGAGAAUGCUGGAUGGGCUGACAGGGUCACUGUUCGAGAGUCCGAGUAAGCUGCCUGAGCUUGUUUUGGGAGUAUUUGAUGGAAUUACAGAACUUGGGGCCUUAUUGGACAAGGAUCUAUACCCGUCAUAUUUAAAGGGUUUCAGCAAGAUGCUGGUGCGCAAACUGAAGGUAGGUUGA
Molecule: messenger RNA, 1296 nt
Organism: Protopolystoma xenopodis
Lineage: Eukaryota; Metazoa; Platyhelminthes; Monogenea; Polystomatidea; Polystomatidae
Source: the annotation of a GenBank genome assembly